AUGCCCGACUCUGCCGAUCCCCUCCCCACGCAACCCUCGCCGGAUCCGGACAUGCCGCCGCGGAAGCCCCUCGCUGGCGGCGGCGGCAAGAAGCUCAAGAAGCCCCUCACCGACAAGCAGCGCGCUGCCGCGGAGCAGCGCCUGUCCCACCUCCGCGCCCACCUCAACCUCCGCCCCCUCGAGUCCCCAGCUGCCGGGGCCCGUGCCCUACCGCCGCUGCAGGAGGCGGCGCUCGAUGCCCUAGGACUGCUCGACUUCUUCCGCCUCGACCUGCAAUCCGACGCCCCGCGCCCCGACCUCAUCGCCCCGCUCGUCGCCUACUACGACCCGGCCUGCAAGCGCAGCUUCGUCCGCGGCGUCCGCGUCGCCGUCUCGCGCCACGACCUCACCCGCGCGCUCUGCCUACCCCCGAAGCCCGCCUCCGCGGCGCCGGCCCCAGCCGACGUCGACCCCGCAGCGGUGGUCCCUGCCGUUAUGCAGCUCCUGCAUGAUUACGUCCUGCUCCCGUUCCAGGGGGAUGACAUGUGCAUACUGCCGCAGGAGGUGGUCGCCGCGGAGCAGGCGGUCAGGGAGGGGGCGGCGCAUAGGGUUGACUGGGGGGGCCUGAUCUGGGGCCUCGUCGAGAAGGAGAUGCUCGAGCUGCCCAAGAGGGAAGACGGGUUGUGUUACUACGGGCCGCACCUGCAGAGGCUCAUUUAUGCCCAAAAGCCACAUCUGUUAGCGCUGGUGGAGGAAGGGCCUGUUCCGGAGGUGUCUGCUGAUGUGGAGAUGGAGGAGGAGGAUGGUGAUGUGGAUUUGAAAAGCAAGAGCUUGGUGGAGCUGGAGCCGGGGGAUGGGGAUGGGGAUGGGGAUGGCGAUGCGGGUAACGAUGUGAGGAGCAAGAGCUUGGAGGAGUCGGAAUUGGGGAAUGCUGGUGCAAGGAAUGAUGGUUUGGACGAGUUAGAGUUGGGGGAUGCUGUUACAAGAAACAAGGUCAUGGAGGAGUUGUGUUUAGGGGAUGUAGAUGCCAGGAACAACAGUAUAGAGGAACUAGAGGUGGUCGAGGAAUAUGCAAGGAUCAAGAGCUUGAAUGAAUGUGAGGCUGUGGAUGUGGAUCCAGAUGCCAUGGACAACAAUAUAGAUGAAAUGGAGACGGUCAAUGAAGAUGCAAGGAGCAAGAGCUUGAAUGAAUCUGAGGCUGUGCAUGUGGAUCCAGAUGCCAUGGACAACAAUAUAGACGAGAUGGAGACGGUCAAUGAAGAUGCAAGGACCAAGAGCUUGGAUGAAUCUGAGGCUGUGGAUGUGGAUCCGGAUGCCAUGGACAGCAAUAUAGAUGAAAUGGAUGCGGUGAAUGAAGACGCAAGGAGCAAGAGCAUGAAUGAAUCUGAGGCUGUGGAUGCCAUAAACAACAAUAUAGUCAAAUUGGAUGCGGUCAAUGAAGACGCAAGGAGCAAGAGCUUGAAUGAUGAAUCAGAGCCGGUGGAAGAGGAUGUUAAGGGUCCAAGCUUCGAUGACAUGAACACCGUGGAUGAGCACGUCAAUGGCACAAACACGGAUGGUUUAUGUUUGGGAUUUGUGGCAGUUGAAGCUGUGCCUGCUGUACAUGAGGCAAGGCUUGACAAUAAUGAGGAAACGACAGAGGAAGCACCAGCGGGGGGUGAUGAUGUGCCAGGCGGUGAUGAUGUGGCAGUGCCUACAGAUGUGGAUGGUGAAGAACCCUCGGUGGAGGCAGUAGUUGUAACACAGGAGGUAGUGGCUGUUGCAGACGAGUUGGGGGAUGAGGAGGCUGAGGGGGAUGAAGAGAGGGAUGCAAUGGGAUUGAGCUUGGGGUUUAACUCUACCAAUGGUUAUGGUGCUAUGGAUGUGGAAGAGGAAACUAAUGUUGAGAAUUUGGAUGAGGAUGAGAGUGACAGUGGCAAUGAAGAGGCAGAGGAGUCAGAGGAUGAUGCAUUUGACGUUAAUGAUGGAGAGGACAUGAAUUGGAGAAUUGGGGAUGGCCAGGGGGAUGAGGGAAUGUCACAUUCCUUACAACGCUGUAACACAUUUGGGGGCAUGGAGUUUGAGAACCUGAAUAAAGGGGAGGCUGAGAUGAGGGAUGAGUUAAGGUUUGACGAUUUCCCUGCGAGGGCAUCUUUGGAAAGGAUGACAUCAUCAAACCUCCUCCAAGCCCUGAACUCAAUUCCCUCAUCAUACAAUGUAGCAGAGAAUGUGCAUGAUCUGCCUUCUGGGGAUUUCUUGGCUAUGGGGGCUGAUGCACAUAAGAGUGGAGUGGACCUGGGACCAGGGAGCUCAUAUUUAUUUGGGAAUAAUGGUAAGAGGAAUAUUGACGAUAUUGAUGGGUACAAUGGCAAUAUGCAGGUGCAAGAGGAGUUUCCUCAGUCUAAUCAGCAUAAGAGGAUGCGGCAUAGUAACAGUAGCAACAUAUCACCUGGAUCAGCCUUUUUCAAUGCAAGCUUUUCGGUACCUAUACAGAACUUGAUGGUUGAGGCAAGCAGGCUCUAUGAGAAGAAUGAGCAAAAACUUCAGAAUUUGCAAUUUGAGAAACAACAGUGGUCUCACAUGCUGCAGCAGAAGGAAGCCAUUAUCCAAUCCCUAAACUCAGCUCGGUUUGAGCAACAGAAUAAGUAUCAAGCGGAGCUUAGACACUUCGAGCAUGAUCUGAAUGUUAUGGCUCAGUUGGUCACUACCUACAAAAAAGCUUUAAAACAGACACGGGCUUCUUUUGAUGAGUACAGGAAGAAGUUCCCUGCAAUGUUCCUCUUUAUGGUGAUGUUGCUGGCGGCAUGCGGUCUUGUUCUUGGUGUGAGGGAGUUGGAGAAGAGGCGGUGUGAGGAGGAGCAGCAAAAAAUUGCCAUGGUAAAUGGUAUGAUUGAAAGAUUCCAGUACGAAUGGUUCUCAAAGCAAGAUGAGUGGGGACUUUCUGUCAACUCACUGUGGAGCAGAGUGGAAAGACUCUAUAAGGAGAUUCAGCUUCUCAAGGAAAACAGAAGAGCAAGAUUUGCUACCCCAGCUACAGAGGAAUCUAUCCCAGCUACAGAGGAAUGA
This is a messenger RNA of Miscanthus lutarioriparius, 3024 nucleotides long. Lineage: Eukaryota; Viridiplantae; Streptophyta; Magnoliopsida; Poales; Poaceae. The record is from the annotation of a GenBank genome assembly.